Staurois parvus is the source of this 286-nucleotide messenger RNA. Lineage: Eukaryota; Metazoa; Chordata; Amphibia; Anura; Ranidae. The record is from the annotation of a GenBank genome assembly.
CUUGUACCAUGUGACCUCUGUGAUCAUUCACAGAUUUCACACGUAGUAAGCAAUGAUAUCAGAAGUGACAUCUUGCUUACUACUUUGCAUGUGAUCACUGAUUUGCCAAUCAGUGAUCACAUGAUCGGGACCUCGUACAGAGGUCCUGUCCGACGAUCGGUGUUUCACUGUGUCUGGAGGACACAGCGGGCACCGGAUCGCGGUGCUGCGCACUCCCAGGGAGCGCGCACAAGCAGGCCGCCUCGUAGCAGUACAUCUGCUAUGGGGUGGUGGGCAAGUGGUUAAU